UAUCCCCCCAUUCCUCGUCCCGAAACUCUCUUUUCCUCUCCGACAUCCUUUCCCAUCGCCCAAGCUUCCCAUCUCCGCCCCUAAACCUUCGCGCCUUCUUGAACGAACCUUCGCGCCUUCUUGAACGAACCUUCGCGAUACAGUCGCGAUUAGGUAUCGCGGCUUACAGAAACCACAGAAACCCCCAUCUUUCUCAUCCUUUCUCUGCGCUCCUAUCAGAAACCAUUGAGGAACGUAAGGCUGUUCGCGCCAUUCUUCCUCUUGGCUGGUCCCGGAUUUACGAAAUCCGCCGAUUGACAGGAUUUAGUAAAUCCCGGAAUUAUCGUGAAUCUGCGUCAUUUUGGGAUUUACGAAUCUCAGGAUUUACGGAGGGGGUUUUUUUUUUUUUGUUUCUUUAUGUUCCCGGUUGGCAGUAUUUAGCUCAAGUCCUGCAUAAAUCCUACUUAAAACCGGCUACCAAACAGCCCCAAUGGUGACGGCGCAGACGAAACGGGCCUGCUGAAAUACUGCCACUCCGUUUCCUUCUAUCCCGCCUCUGAACCCUAACUGGAGAAAUAAUACAUUCUUCUUUGCCUCCAUGGAGGACGUUAAGUUGGCAUCUUCUGGUACGCCAUCUACGGGGAGAAAGGAGAAGCCGGUGGUGGUCAGAGUGAAAAGAAAGGCUUCUCAGGCGAGUCUGGAUGCAUUUUGGUUAGAGAUUAAUGAAAGGCCGCUUAAAAGGCCUUUAUUGGAUUUUGAGAAGCUUUCAAUAUCUGAUCACGAGAGCAAAGUUUCAGAGGCAUUGAUGAGAAAACGGUUAUUAGUACAGCAUGUGGAAACUGUGAGCCCUUCCGAGGCAAUUGAAGAUGUUUUGCAGUCCCUUCUGCCUAAUUCUUGUGGCUCAAAGGACUUCACGAGGAAGAUGGAGGUGCGCAAAGGUUAUUUCAAACAAGACAAGAAACAUGAUCAACUGCGCUCUGCAGCUAGACAAGAACGGGAGGAACUUGUAAGGAAUGCCCGUUUUGAGCAAAUUUGGAAAAGCAGAAGGGGUGAUAUUGAUUCCUUGAGGCAGUUGUGCCAUCUUUAUGAUGUUGUCCGAGUUGAUGCCGAAGAUGAAAAGCUGAUGAAGAAGGAGGUGGAACGUGUUUCUGUAGAAGAUAAUGCAAUCUUGUGCAACUAUCUUCCUUUAUUAAGGGAGCACAUUCCUUCAGCUGCUGAAGAGAUUGAAUCUGAAAUAAAAGCCUAUCUAUCUGGAGAAGUUGCAGGUAGUGGUUCUGAUUCAAUUGCUGACCUUCCUACAGAAGAUGGAUAUGUAUAUGAUUUGUACACUGUUGAGGACGAUUUUACUGGAAAUGAUGAAGAUAUGUCAAACGACUUUCCAUUGGUGCAAGUAAACAAUGAAAAUGAUUUUGAUGACAUGCCUGAUUCUGAUAAUGAUUCUGAGGAUUCAAAUGCUGAGGAUCAUCCAAACAAUGAUUACCCUGAUGAGGAGUCAUCAAACAAAGAAGAUGAAGAGGUGGACCCUUUUGGUGAUUUUGAAUGCCCAAACUCAGAUUGUGAAGAUGAAGAAAUGCUGAGCAAGAAGGAAGAAGAGGAGGAAUCCAGCGAAGGUGGCAAAUAUGUACACAUUUUCAGUGAUUCAGAUUGCUCAGACUAGGGAGACAAAGCCAUAGUGGUUCUGGGGAAGAUGGUGAUGUGGAUAUCGUUGAUAAAAUAUUGGAAUUUUUUAAGGGUUAUGGUGCCUUACCAAAUUAGAAUUUUCUUGGUUUGGUCAGCUUCGCUUUUGAAGAUGGUUUUAACUGCAUUCUUUUUGGAUGACGCAGUCUCUGAAACAUCAAAUAUCAGCUGGCCUAGGGAGUUUUUCUUUUGUCCUGAAUUUUCAGCAAGGAUUUCUAGUAGAUUUCAGAUGUCUGUGUUUGAGUACUACCAACUAAGAGGGCUUUGUUAACUAUUUUUCCUAAAUUCCUAGUUUAUUGGUGAAAUUAUCAA
This is a messenger RNA of Phalaenopsis equestris, 1968 nucleotides long. RefSeq names its product RNA-directed DNA methylation 4. The record is from RefSeq and is a predicted model, not a curated record. The transcript has 11 exons. The coding region runs from base 578 to 1636 and encodes 352 amino acids. Lineage: Eukaryota; Viridiplantae; Streptophyta; Magnoliopsida; Asparagales; Orchidaceae.